Messenger RNA from Cokeromyces recurvatus, 1998 nucleotides. RefSeq lists its product as uncharacterized. Bases 1 to 1998 code for a protein of 665 amino acids. Gene Ontology annotation, molecular function: ATP binding; glucuronokinase activity. The record is from RefSeq and is a predicted model, not a curated record. NCBI's taxonomy places the organism in Eukaryota, Fungi, Mucoromycota, Mucoromycetes, Mucorales, Mucoraceae. The transcript has 8 exons.
AUGAAGCAUUUAAAUCAAUUAUCAAAACAGACGGAUGACUACUUAGGACUAUUUUCUGGUUAUGGUGCUACAUUUAUUCGAGAUGCUCCAUUUGCUGGCAUUUACUUGUUUUUUUAUGAAGGAUGUAAAGCAUGGGCUAAUGAAUAUAAAGACAAUCAUCGUUUACCAGUAGCAAAUGCAGUAGUCAACAUGGGAUCUGGAGUGAUUGCAGGUAUUGCAGCUACUUGCACAACACAGCCCUUUGAUAUGUUAAAGACACGUAUGCAACUUAAACCGAUGAUAUAUAAAAACAUGGUACAAGCAGCGAAAAAGAUAUAUUUAGAAGAAGGACUUGUAGGAUUCUUUGAUGCUACAUGUCAAAUUGAAAGAGAUAUUCACGAAUGUUAUGAUACAAAGUUUUUAAGAUUUCGUAGUGUCCCUAAAGGCCUAUUGCCCAUAUCUGGCAAACCAGCACUAAGUUGGUUCUAUUCUAAGGCGAAAACAGUAUUUUAUCAAAUUUAUAUUGUAACAAAUGCAUACAACACAAGCGCAUUAUCUGACUUGGCUUUUGUUCAUCGUGUUAAACAGAUUCAAAACGAUAUUGUUAUUACUUCACCAGAACUAUUUUGUGAAGAUGUUUUACCUGAUGUUUUAUUUACAACUUCCCAUUUUAUACUUUACACGGCCAAUAAAAUUCCUUUUGCAUUUGGCAUGAGUCAAGCAUCAAUUGAAAAACUCGACUAUUUCUACGAAAGUAAUAUAUAUAAAGGGUCAAGCUGGCAAGAAGAAUUGGUUCAUUAUAUGACUCAAGAGCCAUCUACUCAUCAAGUUACUUUUGAUCAUAAUGAACCCCAUCAUCAUUUUAAUUAUGUAGAUCCCGAGAUUUCGCUGAAAUCUUAUCUUCAUCAUUGGCAAUUCUCUCUAGAUGAUUUUAAACAACGACAUAAUAAUCAUCACAAAACCCUUCAGUCCAAGUCACCACUUCAUCAAAGAGCUUAUGCGCGUGUAGGUUUAAUGGGUAAUCCUAGUGAUGGAUUCUUUGGUAAAACACUGUCGCUUUUGAUUUCGAAUUUUUGGGCAGAGGUCACGUUGAUACCUCAUGAGCAACCAGAGAUCACAAUAUUACCUAAUCCAGUAUCAGACCCUCAUCAUUUUUCUUCCUUAGAGUGUUUAGUGGGCGUCUCCAAGAUUGAUGGGUACGAAACAGGUGAUCGACUUUUACAAGCUUGUUGUAAAGUCUUUUAUUGUUACUGCCAAGAACAUCAAAUUCCUAUUGAUACAGAACAUGGAUUCAAAAUGAUGUUUGAAACCAACAUUCCACGUCAAGUCGGCCUCGCAGGAUCCUCAGCUAUCAUUACGGCUCUUUGGAAGAUUUUAUCUUGCUUUUAUGGUGUCACUGAAAUUCCUUUAGAGGUUCAAGCAAGUCUUAUUCUAAAAGUGGAACAAGAUGAAUUAGGUAUUGCUGCUGGUCUUCAAGAUAGAGUUAUUCAAACUUUUGGCGGAUUAGUUUACAUGGAUUUUGAUCGUGAAUAUGUAGAAAAACAAGGUCAUGGAAAAUAUAAAUCAUUAGAUGUCAACUUAUUACCCAAACUAUGGUUAGCUUACGUUGCUGAUCCUGAAGAUUCAGGUAAAGUUCAUAGUACAGUUAAGCAGCGUUUUCUAAAUGGUGAUCAAGAGAUUAUUCAAGCUAUGAAGCAAUUUGCCUCUUUAACAGAUCAAGCUAAAAAGAGCUUAGAGUUAGGUGAUCACAAAAGAUUUGCUGAACUCAUGUCAGCUAAUUUUAAUCUUCGUCGAGCUACUUAUGGUGAUGCUGUGAUAGGCGCUUCAAACCUGAGAAUGAUUCAAUUAGCACAAGAGCAUAAUUGCGUUGCCAAGUUCCCAGGAAGUGGCGGUGCUGUUGUUGGUAUGUGGCAUGGUGAAAAUAAAGAAGAAGAAAAGAAAGAUUUGUUUCAAUUACGUCGUGCCUUAGAAAGCGAAGGCUAUGUAUUUAUAGAAUUAUCACCCAUGAUUUAUGAAUAA